Molecule: messenger RNA, 1830 nt
Organism: Venustampulla echinocandica
Lineage: Eukaryota; Fungi; Ascomycota; Leotiomycetes; Helotiales; Pleuroascaceae
Product: Autophagy-related protein
Exons: 3
Coding region: 1-1830 (609 amino acids)
Biological process (GO): amino acid transmembrane export from vacuole
Source: RefSeq, a predicted model, not a curated record
AUGGAGGAAGAUGAAGGGGGUGUACCCGCUGCUGGGUUUAUCCCGCGGAAACCACGGUACGACGGUGAAGACCUCUCCCCUACAACAUCUCGGGAACUCAGGGGUUUCUACACAUAUGGUGUUGCAGCCGAAGUUUUUGCUGUUUGUGGAGUUGGCUCAUUCCUCCCUGUGACCCUCGAGCAACUAGCUCGAGAACGAGGGGUUCUUUGGUCCGAUAAGACUACAUCCUGCGUAGCUGAGAAAACUGGCUCUACAGUAGCGCGGCUACUUGCAAGAGCUAGCGAGCAACAAAACAACCAAUGCGUAGUCCAUGUUUUAGGCGCUGAAAUCACAACCUCGAGUUUCGCUAUGUAUACAUUUUCCCUAGCCGUAUUCGUACAGGCUCUAGCUUUGGUAUCGUUUAGUUCAGUUGCGGAUCAUGGGAAUUAUCGAAAGAAGUUGCUUCUUGGGUUUGGGUUCACUGGAGCGAUAUCAUCGAUGCUUUUCCUCCUCAUCGUUCCCAGGAUAUUUUUUCUUGGAUCAGUCCUAGUUGUUAUAGGAGUCACUUGUCUUGGGUCUUCAUUCGUUAUUCUUAACUCGUUCCUCCCCUUACUCGUCGCCAACCAUCCGGAUGUUCAGCACGCCUCCAGUUAUGAUCCCGAGGAUGAUAUAUCAUCCGUGCCACUAGAACCCCUCUCACCAGAUCCCACCCCUAAUGGUUCAAUUGAGGAAACUCAACACCAUCACAUGAAUAUCCAGGCCCCCAAAUCGACAAAAUCGGACUCCUCGGAAUUAAAGAUUUCUACUAAAAUAUCAUCCAAAGGCGUCGGCAUCGGCUACUGCGCCGCGGUUUUCGUCCAAAUUCUCAGCAUCCUCCUCCUCUACCUCAUGUCAAAAACCAAGGCCUCAUCUACACUUCCCCUCCGGCUCGUUCUCUUCAUGGUCGGGCUCUGGUGGUUUAUAUUCAUAAUCCCAUCCUCGCUCUGGCUCCGGAACCGCCCAGGACCACCACUCCCUAGCAGCAAGCUCUCCAACCGCAAAAACAAAUUCCGCACCAUUCUAACCUCCAUUCUUUUCUCCUGGCGCUCUCUCCUCACCACCAUAAAAACCGCCCUUAAACUCCGCCAAGUCCUCCUCUUCCUUGUCGCCUGGUUCCUGCUCUCGGACGCCAUAGCCACGGUAUCAGGAACCGCCAUCCUCUUCGCGCGCACAGAACUGAAAAUGGACACUGUCCACAUAGCCCUCCUCUCCAUAACAUCCAUCUCCUCCGGCAUGGUCGGCGCAUUCACAUGGCCCUUCAUCUCCCGCCGAUUCUCAAUCCCCACAAACCAAACAAUUAUCCUCUGCAUCCUGCUAAUGGAAAUCAUACCCCUCUAUGGCCUCCUGGGCUUUUUCCCCUUCGUUCAGUCCUGGGGUGUUGGGGGCUUACAGAAAAGCUGGGAGAUAUACCCAUUGGGGUUUAUACACGGUUUUGUGAUGGGUGGACUGUCGAGUUAUUGUCGGAGUUUCUUUGGGGCGCUUAUUCCGCCAGGGAGGGAGGCGGCAUUUUAUGCUUUAUAUGCAGUUACGGAUAAGGGCAGUUCGGCGGUAGGACCGGCCGUUGUAGGUGUUAUUGUUGAUAGAACUGGGGGUAUUAGAUCGGCAUUUUGGUUUUUGGCGGUUUUGAUACUGUUGCCAGCACCGAUUAUUUGGUGUAUUAAUGCGGAGAAGGGGCGGGAGGAUGCGAUAAGGAUGGCGGAGCUGGCGGAUAGGGAUAGUGGUAUUGAGGAAUUUGGGGGGAGGGGGGAUGAGAGGGGGGAUGCGAGUGUAGUGGAGGCACAGGGAUUGAUGAGAGACCAUGAUCAUGAUUGA